Messenger RNA from Porites lobata, 12174 nucleotides. NCBI's taxonomy places the organism in Eukaryota, Metazoa, Cnidaria, Anthozoa, Scleractinia, Poritidae. The record is from the annotation of a GenBank genome assembly.
AUGUAUUGUAUUGUAAGCUUAUUUUAAGGGAAACGUGUAUUGUUCCUGCUGGUUUAAAGAUGUUAUAGUUUUUAUUUAGUGGCAUGAAGUGUAAAUGGCCUUACGAAUAAACAGGUAACAAAGAAACAAAUAGGAUGUCAGUAUGUUUAAUACAUUUAGCAAUGCAACAACUUUGUACGUUCAUCACGCUUUUUUGUACAAAUUUCUUUGCCGUCGUUGCACGACUACGACGUGAAAGUUACUUAUUUCACUUUUUUGGAGGACGUGAACGACUUUUUUUUUGUUUUCCUGAAUUUCGAUACAAUACAGUGUUUAAGAAUUCACCUCCAGAGAAAAUUACCAACAUUUGAGGACGAGACGGAAUAAGCACGACCAAUUGACUAAAGAGUAGAUGGGCGGGUUUUAUCAACAGAGGCGAACAUAAAAAUUCUCAUACGGUAGUACUUCUGUACCCUUUUGAAUAUGUCCAGAGGCCGGCUUUUCAUCGAAUUUCCCAGCUUUAAAUACCCGCGGUAAAAUUCGUCGGAGGGCAUUGUUCUCCGUUACACUGAGCAGGAAGAGGCCAUGUCCAGUAGGUCCUAGCCUGUGUACAGCCGACCGCUGCCCUCUUUUAAAAAACAAAUCUAUCUCUCCCUAUUUUUUUUUUAGGGGAGGGGCGUCUGUACUCAGGCUAUACUUUCUUGUAGGCCCAAACAGAACUCAAGAGUGUCAAGGUUUGGAUUUUUUAUUAUAGAGGACCCCCAGCAAAGUUUUGAGAUAUCACGCUUGCAGCUCGUAAGAAUAAGUUCGUUUUAAUCGUGGAACUGAGAAGAACUAACAUUUUACGUGUUCCUUCAAAUGGGGUACAUUUGUAUAUUAAAAAUUCGAAACUUUUUGAUGUCAAAAUGGCCUUAAGACCGUCAACACGAUUCCGCCUUUUUGUGCGGAAUUCAUUCUAUGCCUUAUCAGUUAUUAGUAUAUUUGUUAAGUCACGUGACCUGUUUUACUUAACUGACGGUUUCCGAUAGCACAUGGACAUGAUUAAAAGGCGGCAUUCUAAAGCCCUUACUAGGAGCCAUAGUAAAACGAUAAAAUAAGGCGAAUACAGUUUGACUAUAAGUAUUUCCCAUUUUCAGUGACAAGUUUUGACCGUUACAAUGCAAAAGUGAGUCACGUGACUGAGACUUGAAAAGCUCAUCAAAUGAAUGUAAACGUGGAAAGGAACCUGUUUGCCAAGUUUCACAAAGAUGGAGGAGAGGAAUGUUUCUCCUUGAAAUCAAAAUCCACAGAAUUCGUGGUUGAGUCAAAACCUUAAUAAACAUGAGAAGAAGAAGGGUGGCUCCAUCAAAUGACUUUUAUUUCUCUUGAUAGGAAAAUAAAAAGAAAUGUCUAUGUAAUUUAAGGCUGGAUAAAUUAAAAUUUUCACUGAAUGACUAAUGAUAUCUAUUAUUAAAUUGUCGUACUCCUAACUUUAUCGCUUACGAUUAAUUUUGGGUAUAAAGUAUAGCGUAGUUUUCUUAAUUUUGGUAUUUUACACGAGUUUUAGUUUAUUUUUUGGAAUAUUGGAAUGUUUAUUUCGGGUAUUUUGGUAUCUUACUACCCCUCUGGCCAACCCUGUAUACUCAUGUCGCUAUUCAUGACAAUCAGUAUUCGGUUUGGUGGCGCUAACAUUUUUCGUGCUCUCGUUUGGCUUUUGUAUCUUUACUUGAGGUUAAGUCUAGCGCCAGUACAAAUUGUAACUGAGUACUAAGGCUAGCAAAAGCUUAAAAUAAUCGGUAUAUUGCUGCCUUCUACAUCAAUUGUUGUUUAUACACUAGACAUGAUGAAGACGAAAAAGCAUUGAGAGAAAUGACAGGUGUCCAUGAUACUGGGUAAGAAUUAAAGUUAAAUUAAUAACACAUCGGUCGUAAGUCCAGUAGGUAAAAGUACCAUUUUGAAGGGCAAAAAUAUUGGCUUCAAAAUUUAGGAAUGUUAGUAUCUAAGAAGAUGAACUGGGCAUUAAAUACAUGCCUUAACUUUUGUAUUCUGCCUAACACAGGUGUCAUGCAAGCGAUAGCAAAAAUUCACCUCAGUGAGCUCAUAAUAUUUUGCAAAAAAAGCAACCAUUGCACUUUGUAAUAUACGCCAGAUUAGGGAUGUUAAUUAAGUAACGUAGAAAGGGGAACGGGGAAAAAAAGUCUAUCCAUGUAAAUUCCGCGCGAAAAAACUUGCGUACUACCGGAAGAUGCUGUAGGAAGCAAGCCAGGGAAUAAACCCUGGAAAAAACAUGCAGCUGUUCAAGGAACGAGUGUUAUUGUUAGUGGUGAAGUUAUCAUUUAACAUAUUUAUAAACAACACAAAUAACAGACACCAAAAUUAUCGCAGCCCACUGCACACAGUUUGAUGUGUUUGCUGACUGUCAAGACUUCCUUUACCACUGAAAACACAUUAAAAACAUCAGUGAGUUAGUUUCAACAGGCUCAUUAAAGUUCGGUGUCAGCUUGAAACACUUCAUUGUUUUUGCUAAACUCUGACUACAACUUUUAAGAACAAAAUAAGACUCAUCUCUUUUGUUUUUGUUUGAAAAAUAGAUCGUGAUAACUAUAUAUUACAGGCGUGAUAAUUACGGAACAAUUAGCAAAUAAAAUAACCGAUUUAAAGCACUUGCACUGAUGAGAUGGCCAUGAGGUUUUCGUGCGAUUUCCCUUUAGUAUACCCUAAUUGAGUGCUAAUUGUUGUAAACAUACGCUUAGUCAUUAUUAAACUAGGAAUUAAAAUCCUAUUUGUUUUUUUCUUCUUUCCUUUCCCCCUUUACCAUUUUUCUAAGACAUGCUCAUUGCAAUCAGGUGUAUAAAAUUAGGCCUUCUAAUAAAUCUAGAAAGGAGUCAGAAAGGGAGCAUUUACUUGCUGCAUAGGCGUUUUUUGGGGGCAUAGAAGCGAAGACAGUACGCGUAGGUUGAAAACAAAUUCACCAUAUUUAGUGGUCUAACGGCAAGCCUAAUUAAUUUCGAUUUGUUUUUUGCAUUUUUAAUUUCAAUUCCUUUUAGCUGAUUUAACUAUGACAACGCUAUAGCAACUAUAGGUGUAUAAUACAGUAUACCACUUAAUUUCUGGGAAGGAGUAGUGAUGGCUCAAGCUUAUAGUAAACUUUAAAAAAAUCUAAUGAGUUAUCGGAAUUUCCUUCAAAUUACUGCGAUGUCAAGUUGCCAAUAAACCGCCAACAAGAGACCUAAAAAUGUAUUAAAAUCGUCCGUGAGUUUAAGUUUCACCUGUGACAUAACGCCUGGUUUAUCAUGGUUCGAUCAGUUAGAUUGAAAAAGUACCAAGACAAGUUUGCUCGACCUUUCUUGGCCCUGAGAGCUUUUUUCUUUUACGCUUAGUUAAUAGUUUUUGCACGUUUAUGACUCUAUAAAUUACUUCUGAUCAUUAUUUAUUAAUACGCGACAAAUUAACGUAUAUAGCCCGUUUAGGUAAAUUGUUUUGACUGUAGAGAUGUCGACAUUAUAUCAGCUUUCACCCAAAUUAAAAUAGUGUAUAUAAAUAAAACUCUCACUUGCAGGUCAUUGCGCCGAAGAGGAAAAUGGCCCUGGAAAAUUUUACUGAAGACGAAAACCAUAAAACUGUCCAAGAACUGUUUUGCUCGGCUGAAUUUGUCAAAGGUGUAAAGAGCGAGCUUAUAUUCCUUUCAGCUCUAAAUAUUUUUCUUUCCGUCACUGCAUUUCUGGGGAACACUCUGAUCCUAGUUGCUCUGCACAAGGAAACUUCACUUCAUCCGCCGUCCAAACUCCUGUAUCGUAACCUAGCGAUAACUGAUCUCUGUGUUGGUAUCAUUGUAGAGCCUUUGUUUGUGACUCAUUGGACUUCUGUUUAACCUGCGAAAACAUCCGUUUCUCUUCGCUCUUCGUCGCUGAGGACGUUUCGCGCGGAGGAACGUCUGCGACUCAGCGACAGAAAUUCCAUACUGAUGACGUAAAAUCUGUCCAGAAUCCGGUCAGAAGCGCUGAUUGGUCGACGGAGCAGUUACAUUGUUUUAGCUAUUGUUUAGGAAUGACAGACAAAAGACAAAAGGCCAAAAAGGUCAAAUGUAAACACGAAGAAUCUCUAACAAAACAGUCAAUAUUUGUGGAAUAUAGUCUUCUCUAGAAGAAGCAUUUGAGUUUUGCUGGAGCUUGUGGGCAGAUCAACACAGCACUUUACCAAAAUCGAUCAGAAGACACGCAAAAUUAGACAAAUUUAUAUUUGGAACCCCAUGACUACCGGAUUUAUUAAGUAAACAUUGAUUGCGUCAUCAGUAUGGAAUUUCUGUCACUGAGUCGCAGACGUUCCUCCACGCGAAACGUCCUCAGCGACGAAGAGCGAGGAGAAACGGAUGUUCUCGCAGGCUAACUUCUGUUGUGAACGAAAGAUGGGAUAUUUAACAAUUAUUCUUUGAAAUCGAGGUGAAUAGUGGCAAAAUAUUUACCGAGCCGCGAAAGCGGCGAGGUAAAUAUUCCCAAAGCCACUAUUCACCGAGAUUGAGAAGAAUAAUUGUUUUAGUAUAUACACACGAAGUGAUCUCAACAAAAUCAGAAAGGAAACCAUUCAAAAGUAAGAUUUGAUUGACAGAUCAAAUCACGCGUAAGUUUAAAAAUAGAUCUUUGCAGAAUUUUCAAACAUGGCAAUUCACAAGUUUACUCAUUUCGCAAACAACAGCGUAAUGGCUUCAAUGGAAUCGCUAAAAGUUUGAACUGUUUCCUUACCUGAGAAAAAAAGUAGAGCUGUGUUGUUUUCUGUUGACUCGCCAAGUUUAUAGCCAAAAGGGCAUGUUGUGUCGUUCUUCGCAUGAAGUGCUGACAAAAAUGGCGGCUCGGUUGCUCGAGGUAAGAGGUCGUCUUCCUGUAUCAUUCUUUUUCCUGUUUACUUGAAAUGUAGAAUUUCUGCAAACAUUUCCUUUUAAAUUUGUUUGUCAUAAAUAAACUUCGAUUUUUGAGCCAAAAUUUUCUUCUUAGAAAACGCUGAGUUCACGAAACGGCUUCUUCUACGCGAAUACACGGGAGUUGUAAACAAUCCAUCGAGCACAAAACUCCUGCUACAGUAAAUUGAAAAACGCCGUAUUGAAUCCUUCCAAGUCUUUUCUUGCCUUAAAAAAAGUCAGCCCUAGGAUUUUGUCGACUUUUAAAAGAUCGUUCUCUAAAAAAAACGGGAAAAACACCGAGCUCACACAUUAUCCACUCGCUAGGAGGUGAAUAUUGUUGAAUAGUCCGAGAUAGCGAACCAAUCAGAUUGCUUAAAUCACCAAGAUCACUGAGUGUGUAUAUACUAAUUGUUAUUACGCAUAUAGGGCAGCACGUUUCUCAGGUUCUAUUUUGUGUGCAGUAUCUUUAUUAACAGUGACUGCAAUAAGCGUGGACAGACUUUUCGCCUUGUUACUGGGGCUCAGAUACAGACAAGUUGUAAGUUAUAGAAGAACAUGUAUAACUGUGACUGGUUUUUGGAUUUUUUCCAUCGUCGGUACAUCUACUCUCUUUUUUGAUCGUCGUAUAACUUCAUGGUAUCAAUACAUAGGUACUGCUUUGUGUCUGGUCAGCACAAUCUUCGCUUACGCAAAAAUUUUCUGUACUCUGCGUCAUAACCAAAUUCAUGUUCAGAGCCAGGCUGCUCACGGACAACCGAGCCAAGCAAUUCCACUGAACAUAGCUCGAUACAGAAAGGCAGUGUACAGUGCACUGUGGGUGCAGGGAACAUUGGUUAUUUGUUAUCUGCAGUAUAAUAUAGCGGUCGUUUUGACACCUCAGAGAGGGAUGCCUUUAUCGAUCUACCUUGCUAGGAAUUUAGCAUUUAGCAUGGUUCUCUUAAACUCGUCAUUAAACCCGUUGCUGUACUGCUGGAAGAUCAGAGAAGUAAGGCAAGCUGUAAAAGAAACAUUAAGGCAACUCUUCUGUAGAUCGAGUUAGUUUUUGCUGUUUCCAUCCGUUGAUUCGUGCUAUCUAAAACUUGUUUUCAAGGUAGGUAGGGUGAAAUUAACUGAAUUUAACGCAGUUAACUGUAAAUGUAAGCUUAUUUUAAGAAACCAGGCAUAUCAGCAGUUUUUUUUGGUUUCAAUGGAAACGAAUAUUAUUUCUCUUGGUUUAACGAUGUUAUGGUUGUUGUUUAGUGGCAUGAAAUGUUAACGGCCUUACGACACUGUUACGAAUAAAUAGAUAGCAAAGAAGCAAAUAGUAUGUCAAUAUGUUUAUGAUCAUAUUUAGCAAAACAACAACUUUGCUCGUUCAUCACUCUUUUUUCGUACAUUUUUUUUGCCGUCGUUGCACGACUACUACGUGAAAGUGCCCCUGAUUUCACGUUUUUUGGAGGAGUGAGAUUCUUUUUCUGAAUUUCGAUACUAGUCAUGUUAAGAAUUCACCUCCGGAAAAAAUUGCCAACAUUUGGCGAAUUUAAAGAGAUGGAAAAAGUACGACCAUUUGACUAAAGAAGGGCGGGUUUUAUUGCAACAGCGGCCACUAUAAUCUUUCUCUAAAAUCGUAGAGCUACUUGGGCGCAAAAUUAUGGAACGCAAUUCCAGAUUCUGUAAGGACAGGUUCAAACUUUAAAGUUUUUGAAAACAACUUAAAAGACAUUGACCUUGUUAAGUUUAUCUAAAGAUCAAAGCGACACGAUUUAUUUUGCUAUAUAAAUGUAUAAGAGACUGGUCAAAAAGUAUAGGCGGGGGUGGACCGGAGCAGAGAGGGGGUGGGUCAUGAGGGUUUGAGCCUUGUGCUUGGGGUGGGUCGUGCAAUUUGCAGCUACCCUUAGGGGGUGGGUCAUCCAUUUUAUAACAUAGGUAGCACACAUUUAAGUCUUGAUGCUAACGGGACAGUUGACCACACUGUCUUGUUAUAUAAAACACAGCCGGCUGAAAUUAUUGCUAAAAAUAUUCUCAAAUCUGUUGUGUCCUUUUUAAAAUGCAAUUUUAAUAAAAUGUACGAUUUUUGUUUUUUACAUUUCAUUGUUGUUUAAAAUUCUGAUACCCUAAUGUGGUUACCUAUGUUGUUACAUAUAUUCUUGAAAGGAAGCAAACAAAGAAACGCGUUGUCCUAUUUCUUUUCAUAAAAAUAUAUGACGGUUGAACAAGCCGAGUUUAUGGAACAAUAUAUGAACGGUGGUUUGUAAAAUGAAAAAAAUAAACAAACGAACGAACAAGACAAUCUUAUUAAAUACUUAUACACGUAAAAGGGUACUGCCAUUUAAACGUUUCUGGUAUUUUGAAUACGUUUGUUAGGAUUAAAUCACCGUUAAUAUAUUGUUCCAUAAACUCGACUUGUUCGACCUGGGGUCACAUACAUUCAUCACCUUGCAUACCUCACUGAGGAUGAAACAAAAGAGGGAAAGAGAAAGAAGAGAGGAGGCAGAAAGGGAGAGAAAUCUGAGCGAUGAGGAUGUGGAGUGGCAGAAACUUCUUUAUGAGGUCCUCAACCUGUAUAUAGGACGCCACAAUCUGGCAUCUGAAAAGAAAUUGUCUAAAAAAGACAAGCUGAACUUAGAGUCCGCUCACAUUCUGUUGUCAGCAGCCAUACAAAGACGGUGUCUCCAAUAGAACAGGGCCUGGAAGGGUAUUUUCGGGAUUCGGGAUUUGACCAAAAUACGGUGCGGGAAUCGGGAAAACGAUAAAUAUAUUGACGGGAUCCGGGAUUUGACUGUUCCCCGGGAAGCGGGACUCGCCAAAAAUUGGGCACGGGAUGCGGGAUUUAUGUUUGCGUGUCUGUCGGGAAUGCCGGAAACCUUUAAAAACACGCGUAAAUUCAAAAUAUCAAUCGAAAGGAUCAACCUACAUCUUACAUUUAUUAGCUUUUGUAGAAAUUAGACUUUUUAAUGUAUUUUUCUGGGAAAGAAAAGCGGUAUUCGGGAAACUGAUGAAAAACGUGCGGGAUGCGGGAGUCUCGCAAAAAAGGGGCGGGAAUGCGGGAUCAGGACCCCCCUCCCCCCUUCCAGAGCCUGCUAGAAAACUGACACAAGUGGCUCUAAAGCAAACAGCAGCUUGGAAGCAAGCGAAGAGAGUAGCGAGGACUAUGUUGUGCAGUAAGUUGGGAGUGAUUCUUCCAAGGAUGAUGAUGAUGACAAUAUAACCCUCGCAAACAGGCAUCCAAAUGUUAGAAUGACAGUGAUAGCGAUGUACCAUUAAGCGUACUCGCCAAACACAGUCGCUUAUGUUAUUAAAUCCCUUAUGAAACGAGGCUAGAGGCUAGAGAUUUAUGAUUUUGUCAUGCACCCUCAAACUAGUUAAGCCACUUAAAAGUAGUACAUGACCUUAUCUUAAUGAGAUUCCCCCGCGUUUUGUUCAUGAGAUAAAGACAAAAGGCUAUAUAUGGUUUCAUCAGCGUUAAUGUUUUCAAUAAUGAGAUUUCAUUUCCAAAAAAACUGAAACUCUUAAUUUCAUCCUUACUAAAUGUUUAUCACUUCCUUCUUGGUGUAAACUCAGAAUAAGUAACAUUAGCAUGCAAAUGAAAGAUGUUAAAAGCUCAUCGACAUUUAAAGUCAGCACUUUCUGAGCAUUCAACAUAUUAACAUAAAUAAAAUUGCCUCUCUGAUACUGGUAAAAGCAUCUCUUUAAUGAUUAACACAUCUUACAGGUUGCCCUUCCCAGAGCCCCGCGAGGUUAUGCGAUUGCCUAGUCCCCAGGCUCAUUAGUCUGCGGGGCCAACGGAAACGAAACGCAAAGCAAGAAGGCCUGGGACGUAAGCAAUUCAAUGUCUGAUGUACACGUAAUUGUUGUGUAUAAGAUGUGGCAAGAUAUAGUUGUCUUAAUAAACUUCUGUGGGUAUUGACUACACAAUAACAUUUUGCAUUUUGCCAAACAGGUCACAAAAGAAAGUUAAAUUGUAGCAUGUGUCAGAGGGCAUUCGUUUUUGUUUACGAAAAAUUGUUUCCUUUUGGCAUGAAAGCAAAUCCACACGGCCACAUUAAAAAGUUUUGCAAAAGAGUUCUACUAUCGUACUAUGUAAUAUACCCGAAAAACCUAGCUUUAUUAUGAUAGGGUACAAGAACUUUAUCCGUAAGUACUAACUGUUAAAUACUUGGACAAACGACGGCGAAGUAAAACCGAAUGUGUUGAUCAGGAUCAGUAAUGAGAAUAAAACGCAUGGUAAAAAAACGUAAAUGUAAGCUGGCAGCCAAAAUAUAGGGUAUUAUUUAAUUGCCCGAUAUUUUGGUUAGACAAUACUAUCCUUCGUCUCGGGCUGCAAAAAGCAAUAAUAAAUUGUUAUAAAUAAGCGGUUGAAAAAAAAAAAAAACAACGAACAGUCGAUAUUUCGCUUCCUCUAUGAGUUGUUGGAAGAAAAGAAAAGAAAAUCUAAAGUAUGAAUAACAAGAAUCUUUGUGUCGAGAAUUUAUUUACUGGGCUAAAAACGUAUAUCAACAUAAAAAGCAGUCAGCAGGUGUUUAAAAUGGUUAGGGCCGCUUUGUUAAAAGAAGACAAAUUGAGGUGAUAAUCAAAAUUAGUAGAAAAAUAUUGUUGCCAUAGUGAAUAUCUUUAUUUUAUACCCAAGCAUUAUUGAUGAUUAUGGGGUUUCGUUCACUUCAACGAAACGUGUUCAUAUUGCUAUUUUGCUUUAGUAACGGAUGAGCUGUUGGCAGGAAAUUUAGGGAAAAGAAAAUUAAAAAUACGAAUAACAAGAAUCUAUAUGUGUCGUAAAUUUUUAUAUACUGUGCUAUAAAACAUAUAUUAACAUAUUAGAAGUAGUCAGAUGUUUAAAAUGAUUAGGAACGCUCGUUGAAAAAAAGACAUGAGCUAUAAUCAAAACUAUUCUAAAGAAAAUUUUUCUUAGUUGCAAGUUAGAAUGGAUAUCUUUAUUUUAUACCUAAUUAUUAUUGAUAGUUAUGGGGCUCACUCAAUCGAAACCUAUCUCAACCGACCCAAAAAUUAUAAACAAACCCGUUUGGCAUGUUUGUACUGUUAAGACUUCCUUUCUACAAGAAAACUCUUUGCAAACGUCUGUCAAAGCUGGCCGCGCACGAACUAGCAAUUUAAUUGGUUAAUAGUUAAAGGCUCUUUCCAAGUUUCUUUUUCCAGCCAUCUGAAUUCGGUUAAUGACUCACAUGUAUUACGCUCUGCUAGGAAAACUUCUGAUGACUCAAGCAUGCUUGCAGCUUGUGUUGAAUUGGCCAAAUUACUGGAACUUACAACGAUGUUAAUGAAGAAAACGUCAUGCAGACUUGUCUCACCGACAACAUAUUAAGAUCUAAAAAGUCAUUAAAAUGGCCCGUAAGUCAGCUUCACCUGGCUCAUUAUAGUUAAUGUUUGUUUCAAAAACUGCUGUAUCCUUUUUCCUCGUGUGGUACGACUGAAAACAGAAUUAUUUUUUUUCCUCAAAGUUUUGCAGAAAAAGUUGACAACAAUUAAAACAAGAAGAAUUGACAAAGGUCAUUAUUGCACAUCAGUACAUCCAUAACAGACAUCAAAAUUACCGCAUCCCACACAGUUUGAUGUGUUUGCUGACUGUGAUCAACACUUCCUUUACUAAUGAAAACUCAUUAGAAUCGUCAGUCAGUUGGAUAUCUUUUCCAGCCAUCUUAACCAUACGCGUAGUCCGUACGUAACGCAAUAGACCUGAUUGCAAUGAACAUGUCUCAGAAAAAUUAUAAAGGGGAAAUGAAAAUAGAAAUAGCCAAAUAGGCGUUUUGGGGGCAUAGAAGCGAAGACAGUACGCGUAUAUUGAAAAUAAUUUCACCAUUAUAGUGAUUUAACGGUAAGGCUAAUUAAUUUCUAUUUGUUUUUUGCAUUUUUAAUUUCAUUUCCAUUAAGCUGAUUUAACUAUGACAACGCUAUUGCAAUUAGGUGCAUAUACAGUAUAUCGCUUAAUUUCUGGGAAGGAGUGAUGGCUCAAGCUUAUAGUGAACUUUUAAAAAAUGUUGAGUUAUCGGAAUUUCCUUUAAAUUGUUGCGAUGUCAAGUUUCCAAUGCGCGCGAACAUAAGACCUAAAAAGUUACAAUCAUCCGUGAGUUAAACUGAGUUUCACCUGUGACAUAACGCCUGGCUCAUCACAGUUCUGUCAGUUAGAUUGAAAAAGUACCGAGACAACUUUGCUCGACUUUUCUUGGCCCUGUGAGCUUUCUUUUACGUUUAGUUAAAAGUUUUUGCACGUUUAUGACUCCAUAAAUUACUUCUGAUCAUUAUUUAUUAAUUACGCGACGAAUUAACUCGUAUAGCGGCGUUUAGGUAAAUAGCCUUGACUGUAGAGAUGUCGACAUGAUAUCAGCAUUCACCCAAAUUAAAAUAGUAUAUAUAAAUAAAACUCUCAUUUGCAGGUCAUUGCGCCGAAGAGGAAAAUGGCCCUGGAAAAUUUUAGUGAAUACGAAAACCAUAAAACUGACCAAGGACUGUACUGCUCGGCUGAAUUUCUCAGAGGUGUAGAGAGCGAGCUUAUAUUCCUUUCAGCUCUAAAUAUCUUUUUUUCCGUCACUGCAUUUGUGGGGAACACUCUGAUCCUGGUUGCUCUACACAAGGAAACUUCACUUCAUCCGCCGUCCAAACUCCUGUAUCGUAACCUAGCGAUAACUGAUCUCUGUGUUGGUAUCAUUGCUGAGCCUUUGUGUGUGACUUAUUGGACUUCUGUUGUGAAAGAAAGAUGGGAUAUUUGCUAUUACGCAAAACUAGGACAAAAAUUUUCAGCCAGUGUUUUGUGUUCAGUAUCUUUAUUAACAUUGACUGCAAUGAGCUUGGACAGACUUCUCGCCUUGAUGCUGGGGCUCAGAGACAGACAAGUUGUAACUUUGAAAAAAGCAAGUGUAACUGUGAUUGGUUUUUGGAUUUUGUCCAUCGUCGUAGCAUCUACUAACUUUUGGAGUCUACUUUUUAUUGUAACCAGAUGGUAUGAACGCAUAGGUUUACCUUUGUGUCUAGUCACCACAAUCUUCGCUUACACAAAAAUCUCCUUCACUCUGCGUCAUAAUCAAAUUCAUGUUCAGAACCAUGUUGCUCAAGGACAACCGAGUCAAGCAAUUCCACUGAACAUAGCUCGAUACAGAAAGGCAGUGUACAGUGCAAUCUGGGUACAAGGAACAUUGGUUGUUUGUUAUCUGCCGUAUAGUAUAGCGUCCAUUUUAGCAUUUCAAAGAGGGAUCUCUUUAUCCGUUUACCGUGCGCUGGCUUUAACUAUUUCUUUAGUCUAUUUAAACUCAUCUUUAAACCCCUUGAUGUACUGUUGGAAGAUCAGAGAAGUAAGGCAAGCUGUGAAAGGAACAUUAAGGCAACUCUUCCGUUGA